UACUUUAACUUUUUCUGUUCUUUCUAGGAAGCAAUUGAAAAGAAAGAACAGCGAGCCAAGCGCUUCCAUUUUCGAUCAGAAGUAAACCUUGCCCAAAGAAAUGUAGCCUUGGACCGAGACAUGAUGAAGAAAGCAAUCCCCAAAGUGAGACUGGAGACAAUCUAUAUUUGCGGAGUAGAUGAGAUGAGCACCCAAGAUGUCUUUUCCUAUUUUAAAGAAUAUCCUCCAGCUCACAUCGAAUGGUUGGAUGAUACCUCCUGUAAUGUAGUUUGGCUGGAUGAAAUGACAGCUACACGAGCCCUUAUCAAUAUGAGCUCUCUGCUUGCACAGGAUAAGAUAAGAAGCAGGGAUGCCAGUGAGGACAAGUCAUCUGAGAAAAAUAAAAAAGACAAGCAGGAAGACAGUUCAGAGGAUGAUGAAGCUGAAGAAGGAGAGGUUGAAGACGAGAACACAAGUGACGUAGAGUUGGACACGUUGUCUCAGGUAGAAGAGGAGUCUUUGUUAAGAAAUGAUCUUCGUCCAGCUAACAAACUUGCUAAAGGAAAUAGGUUAUUCAUGAGAUUUGCUACAAAAGAUGACAAAAAGGAACUUGGAGCAGCCAGAAGAAGUCAAUAUUACAUGAAAUACGGGAAUCCAAAUUACGGAGGCAUGAAAGGAAUUCUUAGCAAUUCAUGGAAUCGAAAAUAUCAUUCCCGUCGUAUUCAGCGGGACGUGAUCAAGAAGAGAGCCCUGAUUGGGGAUGACGUUGGCUUGACGUAGUAUAAACAUCGGCAUUCUGGACUAGUGAAUGUACCUGAGGAACCCAUUGAAGAGGAGGAGGAGGAGGAGGAGGAGGAGGAGGAAGAAGACCAGGACAUGGAUGCAGAUGACAGAGUGGUGGUAGAGUACCACGAGGAGCUCCCAGCUCUCAAGCAGUCCAAAGAGCGGAGCACGUCCAGACGGUCCAGUGCCAGCAGCUCAGACUCAGAUGAAAUGGACUAUGAUCUGGAACUGAAAAUGAUUUCCACUCCUUCCCCAAAGAAGAGCAUGAAAAUGACUAUGUAUGCUGAUGAAGUGGAAUCUCAGUUGAAAAACAUUAGGAACUCCAUGAGGGCAGAUAGUGUAUCUUCAAGCAAUAUCAAAAACCGAAUUGGUAACAAACCGCCACCUGAGAAAUUUGCAGAUGUCCGAGAUCUAUUAGAUGAAAAACGCCAGCACUCGCGUCCACAGCCACCAGUCAGCAAUACUAAAUCAGAUAUACGCCAGCGGUUAGGAAAAAGACCAUAUUCUCCAGAAAAGGCUUUUAGUAGUAACGCAGUGGUUCGGAGAGAGCCCUCUUCUGAUGUUCAUAGUAGACUAGGUGUUCCUAGGCAAGAUAUUAAAGGCCUCUACGCCGAUACUCGGGAGAAGAAAUCAGGUAAUUUAUGGACUCGCUUAGGAUCUGCACCCAAGACCAAAGAAAAGAGUACGAAGAAAGGAGAUCACAGGGCACCUGGUGCUGAGGAAGAUAACUCCGAGCUGCAAAGGGCGUGGGGGGCUCUGAUUAAGGAGAAAGAGCAGUCUCGCCAAAAGAAGAGCCGGUUAGAUAACUUACCAUCUCUCCAGAUUGAAGUUAGUCGGGAAAGCAGCUCUGGUUCAGAGGCAGAGUCCUGAUGCCCCCGGGGCCUGUGGCAGCUGCCCUAAAGCCUGACAUUCGGGCAUGGGGUGGGGCGCAGUAGCAACCUCCCCCACAGGAGCUGGCGCCCUCUCUCUCCUGCUCACACAGUCACCCUCAGCUUUUGCUACCUUGGCAAGGCAUCUUAAGAAUGUGACAAGUUUUCAAGGGCGUCUCUAUCUCGCUGCAGAGUUGUAGUUCUGGGCCCUCGAUUAUUUUCCCACCACCCCACAGGCUUUACCCUUUGAGAAAAAGGCAGCCCUCCAGAUUUUGUAGACAUUUUUCUUAAUUUUUUUUAACAUUGUGUCUUUUAAAAUAAAUGUUUUACACAGUUCAUCCAAAGAGCAGAGAACUGAACUUCUCACUAUUGCCUUGGCCCUGACAGCUGUUACCAGCACCCUUUCCCCAAGAAAAGUCAAUUCCCAGGUGCUUAUUGGACAUCCUUCGAGGGGGAAGAUGAGGGAAGCGGCCAGCUCACCCUUCCGGGGCCCUAGUCUGGGGGCGAAUCUCAUGGACCUGACCUCAGAGGUACACCAGUGCCGCCAGGUAGAUAAUAGAUGCAGCAUUGAUUGUGCUUCUGUUCUACCCUCGGGAUUGCUCAUGUUGCAAGCCUCUUACUUGCUGUCAGCCUGAUGUGAAGAUCAAGUUCAGUGCUGUGGGAUUUUUAGGAACAAAAACCUGUGACUUCUGGAUUUGGGGUUGAUUUUUGUGCUAGGGGUGGGAUUAUGGGUUAAUGUUGAACAAUUUCUAAGUCUGUAUUAUGUUUAAAACAUGAAUGAUUUAAAAGUUUAAAUUUUUAAUUUUUAUAUGUGGAAAUUCUUCCUGUUGGCUAAAGGGGAAGCUCAAGUGGUAUCUUCUUUUGUGCUGUUAAAUAUAUAUUCUAUUCUUUG
Callithrix jacchus (white-tufted-ear marmoset) is the source of this 2523-nucleotide messenger RNA. Lineage: Eukaryota; Metazoa; Chordata; Mammalia; Primates; Cebidae. The record is from RefSeq and is a predicted model, not a curated record.